Molecule: messenger RNA, 702 nt
Organism: Triticum turgidum subsp. durum (durum wheat)
Lineage: Eukaryota; Viridiplantae; Streptophyta; Magnoliopsida; Poales; Poaceae
Source: the annotation of a GenBank genome assembly
AUGUCGUCGGAUCCUCGGAACCCUAAUCCUCCUCCUCCUCCACCUCCCGGUUCUUCGUCAUCCGCGCUUCCGGCGGGGGGCAGCUAUUUCCCGCUCCCUUUCCACCUGCAGCAGCAGCAGCCGGUGGCGACCUACCAGUACCAGCAGCUGCAGCAAGCGCAGCAGCUCUUCCAGCGGGACGCGCAGACCAUCACCCCCGAGGCGCUCGAGAGCGUCAAGGCCGCCCUCGCCACCAGCGACGUCCUCGACCCCUCUGCUGCCAGGGCCUCCGCCUCCUCCAACGCUGCCGCCAAGAAGAAGACAAUCCCUCGUCGUGCAGCCGGACAGUCCUGGGAGGAUCCUACCCUCACCGAGUGGCCCGAAAAUGACUACAGGUUGUUUUGUGGAGAUCUAGGUAACGAAGUUAAUGACGAUGUUCUCUCAAAAGCCUUUUCACGGUUCCCCUCCUUCAAUAUGGCUAAACAGGUUGUUAGAGAUAAGAGGACUGGCAAAACAAAAGGUUAUGGAUUCGUCAGUUUUUCAAACCCUACAGACCUUGCUGCAGCAAUAAAAGAAAUGAAUGGAAAGUAUGUUGGGAAUCGCCCUAUUAAAUUGCGUAAGAGCAAUUGGAAGGAGAGGACAGAUGUCGAGGCUCUACAAAGACAAAAGAAUCAUAUUCAGAAGAAACCUAAAACACAAAAGAAGGGUAUUCUUCACAAGUAA